AUGGCAUCUCUGGCCGACACUGCGCUCAAACAGCGCCAUAUCAGCCUUCUUAAGAGCACUGACGACCAUACACCCCACCGUCAUUAUCACAGCAACGCAGACUUUGACGACAAACACCACCACAUUGAACAUGACCUCAAUAAGAAGCACCUCGGGAGGUACAAGAGUGGCCUACAUGCCCUUUACUCUAACUUGAACCAGCACCACCCUCGCCUCUCAGCAUGGCUCCUCUACCUGGCCUUCCUUUUUACACUCGCCUUCGUGGCCUUCCAAGUCCACUACGCCUUGCCAACACCAGUUUCAUCUGAAGAAGGCGCCAUCAUUGACCCUGUGACGGGCCAGUACAGAUUUUCGGAGGAGAAUGUCCGAAGGGUUGUAAGACAUCUUUCAGAGGAUAUUGGCUACAGAAUUGUAGGGACAGAGCAGGACCUGGAGACGCAGGCGUACUUGGUCAGGGAGCUCACCGUCCUUAGGGAGCAGGCACAGAGGGAGAGCACCAAAAGAUCCGGUGCAGAAACGGAGAUGCAGCUGCCCAAGUUUGAUAUGUGGGUCCAGGUGGCAGAUGGGUCGCACCAGUUUGACUUCAUGUCCAAAGUGGUCAUGAAGAUGUAUACCAACAUGACGAACAUCAUCGUGCGUCUCUCGUGCGGCCCCGAGUGCGACCAGAGCGCUAUUCUGCUGAAUGCCCAUUACGAUACGACAUUGGGAAGCCCAGGAGCAGUCGAUGAUGCUCUUCCGAUCGGAGUUAUGAUGGAGCUUAUUCGUAUACUCAGCCAGCGUCCGGCACUCAGGAAGAACAGUCUAAUCUUUUUGUUUAAUGGAGGGGAAGAGUCUCUUCAGGAUGCUUCUCACUCCUUUAUUACUACCCACGAGCUACGAAACACAAUCCGUGCAGUCAUCAAUCUUGAGGGUUGCGGAACCACAGGCCCAGAGAUCCUCUUUCAAGCCAACUCUCGGGCCAUGAUUGAUGCCUACCGCAAAGUCCCAUACCCCCAUGGCACCGUCAUGGGCAAUGAUCUGUUUACAACCGGGAUUGUUCUUUCUGAUACGGAUUUUCGACAAUUUGUGGAUUACGGUAAUCUGACAGGACUCGACAUGGCCGUGUACAAAAACAGUUAUCUGUACCAUACGCAUCUGGAUCUCGACGGUUACAUGGAGCAAGGCCUUCCGCAACAUCUCGGAGAGAACACCCUGGCAUUAGCGACGUAUUUGGCAGAUGAAGUUGAUCUUGCGGAGGGGUUGGAGCACACCAAAGCUGUGGUGUACUUUGAUGUCCUUGGACAGUUUUUCGUCUCAUACUCUAUGGAGGCAGCAGUGUGGUCCCAUGCAGUUGUCGGCGCGUUGGUCGUCUUCACAUUGGUCAUUGGCGCCAGUCGACCAACGGUGCGAUCGAUCACCUCGGUCCUGCUCUCCUUUGCUGCCGCAUUACUGUCCCCUGUGCUAUCGGCUUUUGUGAUUCAAGCGCUUGGCAAAUCCAUGGUCUGGUUUUCGCACGAGUGGCUCCCGGUGAUCAUGUUUGGGCCCUUGGGGGCGGCAGGGAUGCUGUCCAUUCAGCUGGCAUUUCACAGUAAGGAGUCGAGCCGAGGUGCGAAUGAACUGAGUACACUUUCGGGCGUUCAGGUUGUAUAUACAGUUGUCAUGGGGCUCGCUUCUCUACUCAGGAUUGCCAGUAGCUACUUCCUGGCGAUGUAUUCGCUCUUUACAAGUGUGGCGUUGCUAUUCAAUUACAAGAGAACGAUGGCACAGAGACGGGAACGCGGCUCAGGCAUCGGUGGCAUGGACUAUGCUACGUAUUUUGUGGCAUCAGCGAUUCAGACGCUUUAUUUAUCGCAUUUGGGAUUCAGUCUAUUUGAUCUCAUCGUACCGCUGACAGGACGAAUUGGCGUUGAUGCGCCCGUCGAUCAUAUCAUCGCAAUUAUGACAGGGUUCGGAGUCUUUUCGUUUAAUCCUGCACUUCUUGCAUUCUCGCACCGAUUCGGCCGUGCCUCGCUACGAAGGAUUGUCUCGGGACUCUUGAUUUUUCAAUUGGCGAUACUCUUGGUCGCUGCGGUCCUGAUGUCGCCCUACGAUGUCCUGCAUCCGAAGCGCAUAUUUGUUCAGCACCUUCGAAACAUGUCUUCUGGCGAGUCACUCAUGUAUGUCGCUCACGCAGAUCCGGGCCCAUUUUACACACCGUACAUCUCACAAAUCGAGUCCCUUUUUGAGACCAAGUCUACCUUCAAGAGCGGGUCCGAUAAUCCGGGCGACUGGAACGCCAUCUACCCGUUCAAUCAGUUCCUGGACUCGUACGUCUUCGAUACCGCGCCUUAUAUUCGUAAGCACACGACCAACUCGACGCUCACAAACUCGGAUGUUCCGCUCACAGAGCUAAUCCAAGCCCCUCCAAAGCUCAUCGCCGAGAACGUGUCGUACAAUCCCGAGACAGGACUUCGAAAGCUUACCAUCCUGUGCACUCAUCCGAACUAUAUCUGGACGGUUACGACAUUCGAUGCAGAUGUAGUCUCUUGGUCCAUGCAGUUGGAAGUGCCCUCGAAGAAACGGUUUCGUUAUGUGAUCCGCAAUGCAGGUGGAUACUUGACGGAUGGCUGGAGACUGGAUCUAGAGUACCGGGCAAGUGGGCCGGACGACAGGCUACGCGUGGAGCUGACAGCGAUGGAGACGGAAGGCUUUGGCAAGGACGUGGAGAGGGAACUUCAGGGCAGUGGAGAUGUUGGGGUGAUGCGCAAGCUGGUCAAGGCACGUCCAGCCGAUGUGAGUCUCACGUAUUUCAGUGCUGUGCUUAGCAACUUUGAACUGUGA
Molecule: messenger RNA, 2799 nt
Organism: Gamsiella multidivaricata
Lineage: Eukaryota; Fungi; Mortierellomycota; Mortierellomycetes; Mortierellales; Mortierellaceae
Exons: 3
Coding region: 1-2799 (932 amino acids)
Biological process (GO): proteolysis
Molecular function (GO): metalloexopeptidase activity
Source: RefSeq, a predicted model, not a curated record